AUGCAUGUGCAGUGCGAUGGUGAUUGCAAUGUCUGUGGAUCUAUUGGGGAGGCGUGCCAGGUGAAAACUGUUUCAGUGGGUCACUCAGUCAGUCUCAGCUGUAAGACCAGCAGGGCUGUAAACCUUUACGGACAUAGACAGAGGUUGGCCUGGUAUCAACAGAAACUUGGAGACACUCUUAGACUCCUUACAUAUUUCAUCAGUACCCGUAACUCUGGGAUACCAUCUAGAUUCAGUGGCAGUGGAUCUGGGAGUGACUUCACUCUGACCAUCAGUGGAGUCCAGGCUGAAGAUGCAGGAGAUUACUACAGUCAGAGUGCACACUACUUAAGUGCCAGGAAUGAAUCACCGUGGUGGACAUUUGGAAGAGGCACAAAACUGGUGCUGAAAACUGGUCCCUCUGUCAGGCCCACAGUGUCUCUGCUCCCCCCGUCCUCUGAGCAGCUCUCUGGGAGCUCGGCUACUCUGGCCUGCCUGCUGAGUGGCUACUCCCCCCAGGGGGCGAUGGUGAGCUGGGAGGUGGACGGAGCGGAGGUGAAGGAGGGGAUCCUGACCACCACAGAAGAAGAGAAGGGCGGCCGCUACAGCCGCAGCAGCACCCUGACCCUGAGCAAGGCACGCUGGGAAGAGGGGGAGGUGUACACCUGCAGGGUCGCCCAUGAUGACACCAGUGAUGCGGCCGCCUUCCGUAAAAGUCAGUGUAGCAUCUAGAGACAGGAGAAGCCAUUGUAGGGGUCUAGAGAGUCCCAACAUGGUGCUAGUUCUGGAAACAUUACUGUUUUACAGCUGAAUGUUACAGCAUAAUAGUGAAUAGUAUCAGUAGUGCUGUGUGCUAAAUUAACUAUUUUGAGACUCAGUUGUUCAUGUCUUCUUGCCUUUGAAUUAAAAUAAAGCUUGUUUUGAUUGAAAACUAA
Oncorhynchus keta (chum salmon) is the source of this 914-nucleotide messenger RNA. RefSeq names its product immunoglobulin kappa light chain-like. NCBI's taxonomy places the organism in Eukaryota, Metazoa, Chordata, Actinopteri, Salmoniformes, Salmonidae. Gene Ontology annotation, biological process: immunoglobulin production; immune response. The transcript is spliced from 4 exons. The record is from RefSeq and is a predicted model, not a curated record. Bases 1 to 711 code for a protein of 236 amino acids.